This is a messenger RNA of Drosophila bipectinata, 5316 nucleotides long. Lineage: Eukaryota; Metazoa; Arthropoda; Insecta; Diptera; Drosophilidae. The record is from RefSeq and is a predicted model, not a curated record.
AUGCAGCAUUCGCCCAGAAGGAGUCCUCGACUAAACGAGAGAGAGGAUAUCGUGACGCAAAUGGAUGGCAGCGUAUUGGUUCCGCAACCGAGCGCAGGGACGCCGCAAGAUGGCGGCCGAAGCAGUAAAGCGCCGGUGUCAUCUGCUCAGCCGGCAGCAUCUGGAGCCGCCAACAAACCGAAGGUGGCCGACCUCUUGGAGAGGAUCGCCGAGCUGGAGAAGGAGUUGAAACGCGCUCGCAGCAGUAACGUGCAGCGCACUGACCCCGUUAUGUCGAGUGAGGUUGGGGACUACUCACGCAUCGCCAUUUUUCGCUACCGGCACUACGGUUCCAGCGCAUGGCUUCGGGCUACACAACGAAGCGGCCGGCGGAACAUCAGUACGAGCGCCUUCUCCUGGAUACGGUGUUGGGCGACGAGUAUUGGAGGAAAUGCAAGCUGGGCCCCACGAAAGCUUCCUGAGCUGCCUACGUUUGGAGGGAAGCCAGAGGAUUGGCCCAUCUUCUAUUGCGCGUUUACGGAAACGACGCAAGCAUAUGGUUGUACGGACUUGGAGAACAACCAAAGGCUACUGAAGGCGUUAAAGGAUGACGCGCGUGAGACGGUCAAGGCGCUGUUGAUUCACCCCAGCAAUGCGAAUGCAGCGAUGGAGCAGCUGCGUUUCAGAUAUGGACGACCAGAGCAACUAAUACGCAGCCAGCUCAACAGCCUUCGAGAUUCGGCGAAGGCAGAGCAGCACCUGGGUAACCCUACCCUGAUGGAAGACCUUGUGGCCAAGCUCCCGAUAAGCAAACGAGUGGAGUGGGCAAGGCACGCUUUAACUAUUCAGCCCUUUCCGACUAUUGUGGAUUUUAGUUCGUGGUUGAUGGAACUAGCGAACGUGGUCUGCAUGGUGGCGGACAUUGAUGGAAAGGAGCCAAGGCGUCGAUUGCUUCAUGCCAGCAUCGACCAUGAGCAGGACGAGCAACAGGAGAGCUGCCUCAGGAAUUGUCCAAUAUGCGAAGGCCUUGGACAACAUGCAGUUUGGGACUGCCAAAGAUUUAUUGGAGCCACGACUACAGACAGGUGGAGGCUCGCAAGAAGACAUCGCUUGUGCUUCAUGUGCUUGCAAAGCGGGCAUAUGACUGGAUCGUGCGCUACGUCAGGAGAGUGCCCCAUGAAUGGAUGCAGGAGGAAGCAUCACCGUCUUCUUCAUGAGGCAAGCAAUGAAGGCUUCAGGAGAUCGCCACAGCGAGGCGGCCAUUGGAGAAGCUACAACCGGGACCGACAGGCAGUCGAACCUAGGGAAAGCGUCCGGUUCAAUGAAGGAGCAGCGUCAUCCGUGGAUGCUCCUGCGACGCCGGAAAGGAAUUUGAGCUGUGUCGACGAGGACCGAGAACGACUACUGUUCCGUAUAUUGCCGGUGACGCUAUACGGAGGUGGGAAGCAGGUGGAUACGUACGCUCUCCUGGACGAAGGUUCUUCGGUGACGAUGAUCGACAAAGAGCUGGUUGCAGAGCUAGGCGUACAAGGAGUACGUCGUCAGCUGAACAUUCAAUGGUUCGGAGGCAUGGCCGCAAGAGAGCCGUCGAACGUGGUACGUCUGCAGAUUAGUGAAGCAGGCAACUCUUCCCGACAUGUGCUGAGAAACGUGUAUGCCGUUCCGAAACUGAGUUUGCCGAUGCAGAGCCUGCACAGAAGAGAUGUCAGGAGCGUGAACAAGUACGCUCGAUUACCGAUGAAGCCCUACGAAAAUGCAGUGCCGAAGCUACUUAUUGGAUUGGAUCAUGGGCAUUUAGGAUUGCCAUUGAGAACGAGACGCUUCGCCAGAGAGGGACCGUACGCCGCCGCAACCGCAUUAGGAUGGGUCGUUUUUGGGCCUGUAGAAGGACGACGAGACACGCCAUCACCGCACCCUUGUCUGCUAGCCACGUCGUUGGAUAAUAAUGUGGAACGGAUCGUCGAGGACUACUUCGAGAUCGAGAACUUCGGUGUGAAGGCGGCGCCAGCGGCCGCAGCCAGCGACGACGUGAGGGCUCAGAAGAUCUUGGAGGACACUACGGUGCGAGUUGGCCGCCGAUACCAGACGGGAUUACUGUGGAAAACGGAUAACAUCGUGCUGCCUCGUAGUUAUGAUAUGGCGUAUAAUAGGUUGGUCAAUAUCGAAAAGAAAAUAAAGCGAGAUGGGCAGUUCGCCCAAGAGUACUCACGGAUUAUCAAUGAUUACGUCGUCAAGGGAUACGCUCGGCGUCUGGAGCGACAGGAGAUCGCUAUGGGAGGCGAUAGGAUAUGGUACUUGCCACAUUUUGGAGUGGAGAAUCCCAACAAGCCAGGAAAGAUUCGAUUGGUAUUCGAUGCAGCGGCACGAGUUGGAGAAGUAUCGCUGAAUUCUGCGCUGAGCAAGGGGCCGCAACACUAUAAGGCCUUGGCAUCUAUCCUCUUCCAUUUUAGAGAAGGUGCUGUCGGAGUCUGCAGUGACAUUAAGGAAAUGUUUCACCAGGUGCUGAUCCGACCCGAAGAUAGAUGUGCGCAACGAUUUCUGUGGAGAGAUGGGGAUAACCAACGAGACCACGACGUUUAUGAAAUGUGCGUGAUGACCUUUGGAGCCCCAUGCUCACCGAGUGCGGCUCAUCACGUGAAGACAGCGAAUUCCAAGCGAUUCCAGGAUUCGGAUCCCAGAGCAGUCAAGGCCAUCGAGGACUACCACUACGUGGAUGACUACGUGGACAGCUUCGCCACAGAGAGGGAAGCUAUCGAAGUAUCUACUAGAGUAAAGGAGAUACAUGCAGAAGGCGGUUUUGAGCUUUGCAAGUUUUCGUCUAGUUCGCCUACAGUAGAGAGGAUGCUCGGACCCAGUGACCACGCCCAGAGUAUUGGAUGGGGUGAAGCCGAGCAAAAGAUUUUGGGAAUGCGGUGGCAGCCAGCCACGGACGACUUCAGGUUUCGAGUGAAGUACCGAAAAGUUGCCCCCAUCGUAUCCGAUGGGAAGAGAAUUGCCACAAAAAGGGAAUUCUUGAGUAUGGUCAUGUCAACGUUUGACCCCUUGGGAUUUCUGUGUUGCCUAAUGGUAACAGCGAAGUUGCUGUUGCGAGAAGUCUGGAGAAAGAGGAUCUCAUGGGACGAGCCACUACCGGCUGAGAUGUACAACGCCUUUAUGGAUUGGCGUAAGGAAAUGGAUAAAGUGGAAAACUUUCGGAGCCCACGUCACUAUUUUGGAUCUGGACUGGUGAAGACUAUCGAGAUGCACGUUUUCGUGGAUGCGAGUCAGUCGGCAUUCGCGGCAGUGGUCUACUGGAGAAUCACGUAUGAGGACGGCGACGUGCAAGUGAAGUUCGUGUGCGCAAAGACAAAGUGUGCACCUAUGCGAACGAUGACGAUUCCACGGUUGGAGCUGCAGGCAGCAGUUCUAGGAACGAGAUUGAUGGACACAGUCAGGCAGGACCAUAGUGUUCCCAUUGCAGAGAUUGUGCUAUGGACGGAUUCAAAGACAGUGCUGCGUUGGAUUGGCAGCACGCACAGGCGCUACAAACAGUUCGUAGGGAACAGAGUGGCUGAGAUUCUGGAGUCAACGAAGGUGGCCCAAUGGAGAUGGCUACCGUCCGCCGACAACGUGGCGGAUGAUGCGACUCGGGCGCAACGCAGCGUAGACCUGAGCGAGGAGUCACGCUGGUUAAAAGGACCGGCAUUCCUGAGGAGAUCACCGAGUUGCUGGCCGGGAAGCGCACCUACCGACGAAGCGGACGCAGAAGAUGAAGAGGAAAUGCCGAGUGAGUUUAUGCUCGUUGGCACGAGUGACACGUUUAUAUCCUUGCAGAGAUUCUCAAGCUACAGGCGAUUGUUGAGGACUACGGCCUGGGUCCUAAGGUUCACACGUCGAUGCCGUGGACAACGAGACGAGCUUGAGAACUACGGCCUCACUGCAGCUGAGUGUGAAGCAGCUGAGGACUGGUUAGUCCGUAUAGCACACCGUGAGGCGUUCCCCGACGAGAUGCAGGCCGCCGAGAAUGGCCUGGAUGUCGCUAAAGGAAGCGACAAAUGUGGACUGGCGCCAUACCUAGAUGGCAAUGGAGUCCUGCGAGCGUAUGGCAGGAUUGAUGCGGCGCUAUGUUUGCCGUACAGCGCCAGGAGGCCUGUGAUCCUCUCCCACCGACACGGUCUCACGGAGAUGAUUGUGCACGAUGCCCAUGUGAGGAUGAAGCAUCAAAACGUGGAUGCUACGAUGACGGAAAUCCGGACCAGGUUCUGCAUUACGAGCCUGCGGAGAGUGCUUCGCAAUGUGAUCUCGGGAUGCAGCGAGUGUAAGCUGAACAGAGUACGACCGAUGGCGCCGAUUAUGGGACCUCUGCCAGAGGAUCGUUUGGAGGCCUAUGGCUGGCCGUUUAAGAGCACGGGCCUCGAUUACUUUGGACCACUGCUAGUGACCGUUGCUCGGCACCAAGAGAAACGAUGGGUGGCCUUGUUUACAUGCCUGACGACCAGGGCGAUCCACUUGGAACUAGCACAUGACCUGUUUACGGACUCCUGCGUAAUUGCGAUCAGGAACUUCAUCUGCCGUCGAGGGCCUGUACAUAGACUGCGCAGCGACAACGGCAAGAACUUCGUUGGAGCUGACAGGGAGGCCAAGAGAUUUGCGGAGAUCUUCGAGCCCGAGAGGAUCCAGUCGGAGCUGUCAAGUAAGGGCAUUGAAUGGAUCUUCAAUUGCCCAGCGAACCCUUCAGAGGGUGGAGUCUGGGAGCGAAUGGUGCAGUGCGUGAAGAGGGUGCUGCAUCAAACAGUGAAGGAAGUGGCGCCGAAGGAGCACGUAAUGAGGAGUUUCCCGAUAGAGGCGGAGAACAUUGUUAACUCUCGUCCGCUCACCCAUUUGCCAGUGAGUGCGGACCAGGAAGCCCCUCUUACGCCAAACGAUCUUCUCAAGGGAGCAGCUUGCCCACCGGAUACACCCGGCCUGAAUGGAGGCCUCAUUAAGGAAGGAGCUACGCGAAAGCAGUGGCGCGUGGCAAGGAUGCUGAGGGACCGUUUCUGGAAAAGGUGGGUCUUGGAGUACCUUCCCACGCUGACACGGAGAGAGAAGUGGUGCCGCAGAGAGAAGCCUAUUCAACGAGGAGACAUCGUCUUCGUUUGCGAUCCAGCCGUUCCGCGUCGAGACUGGCGGAAAGGCGUCGUGGAGGAGGCCUUUACUGGAACGGAUGGUGAGGUCAGACGAGCCCGCGUUAGGAUCAUGGAUGGAGAUCGGACUCGCUGGAUAAUGCGCCCCGCUUCAAAGUUGGCGGCUUUGGAUUUGAGUGAAGGGGUUCUUCACGGAGGUGGGGAUGUCGCGGAUCGAUUAUCGAUAGUUUAG